ACUCAGGAGAAACAGUCCUCAGCUCUUCGAAAAAACUUCAUCUGAUGAGGCUCCGCUGAAGAGUCUCUGCUGCACACACUCCUGAAGACUCCACUCUUCCUCCUGUCUCUUGUCUUUACCCUCCAGCCUUCCAGCCCCCAGCAGUAUGCCUCCUCAGCUCCCCUCUCAGAACCAGAGCAGCCCGAGGGUCCUGCAGGGCGACCUGAGCGCCCUCAGCCCGGCCCUGAAGGAGUUUGUGGAUCUGAACGUGACGCUGUGCCAGCCCGACGCCCUACACAUCUGUGACGGCUCCGAGGAGGAGAACCAGGCCGUCCUGACACAGCUGGAGGAGCAGGGCCUGAUCAAGAAGCUCCGCAAAUAUGAGAACUGCUUUUUGGCCAGGACCGACCCAAGGGACGUGGCUCGUGUGGAGAGUAAGACGGUGAUUGUGACCCGGGAGCAGAGGGACACAGUGCCCACCCCUCUGGACGGAGGGGUCAGCCAGCUGGGACGCUGGAUGUCCCCUGAAGAGUUCGACAAGGCCGUGGACCAAAGGUUCCCCGGCUGCAUGAAAGGUCGUACCAUGUAUGUGAUCCCGUUCAGCAUGGGCCCAGUGGGGUCCCCCCUCUCUAAGAUCGGGGUGGAGCUGACCGACUCCCCCUACGUGGUCGCCAGUAUGAGAGUGAUGACCCGCAUGGGGAAGUCUGUGCUGUCCGCUCUGGGGACAGGAGAGUUCGUCCGCUGUCUGCACUCCGUCGGCUGUCCUCUGCCGCUGAAGAAGCCCUUGGUGAACAGCUGGCCCUGUAACCCGGAGCAGACGCUGAUCGCUCACGUCCCGGACCGCAGGCAGAUCGUCUCGUUCGGCAGCGGAUACGGAGGAAACUCCCUUCUGGGGAAGAAAUGCUUCGCUCUGCGCAUCGCAUCAUGCAUCGCCAAGGAAGAAGGCUGGCUGGCCGAGCACAUGCUGAUCCUGGGUGUCACCAACCCUGCAGGGCAGAAAAAGUACAUGGCAGCAGCCUUCCCCAGCGCCUGUGGGAAGACCAACCUGGCCAUGCUCUGCCCCACGCUGCCCGGCUGGAAGGUGGAGUGUGUGGGAGACGACAUCGCCUGGAUGAAGUUUGACGACCAAGGAAACCUACGUGCCAUCAACCCUGAGAAUGGCUUUUUCGGAGUUGCCCCCGGCACCUCAGUCAAAACCAACCCCAAUGCCAUGGAGACCAUCAUUAAGAACACAGUGUUCACCAAUGUUGCGGAAACCAGUGAUGGCGGCGUGUACUGGGAGGGAAUGGACCAGGCACUUCCUGAAGGAGUCACCAUCAUUUCCUGGAAGAACAAGCCCUGGAGCUCAGAGGACGGCGAACCUUGCGCUCAUCCCAACUCUCGUUUCUGCACUCCGGCCGGGCAGUGUCCCAUUAUCGACCCAAUGUGGGAAUCCCCGGAGGGAGUCCCCAUUGAGGCCAUCAUUUUCGGAGGACGAAGGCCAGAAGGUGUCCCUCUGGUAUACGAGGCUUUCAGCUGGCAGCACGGUGUGUUUGUUGGAGCAGCCAUGAGGUCAGAGGCCACCGCUGCAGCCGAAUACAAAGGUCAGAUGAAGGAUUGGGAAGAACCCUGGAAGCAGGAAAAGACUAACGAGGCUGAUGUAGAGCAGGUGUGCAUGGUAAAGGCUCAGGAAGGCAACAGGAGAAUCAGCAAAAAAGGCUACAAACCAGACUGA
Messenger RNA from Notothenia coriiceps (black rockcod), 1693 nucleotides. RefSeq names its product phosphoenolpyruvate carboxykinase 1 (soluble) (gene pck1). Gene Ontology annotation, cellular component: cytosol. The transcript has 11 exons. Lineage: Eukaryota; Metazoa; Chordata; Actinopteri; Perciformes; Nototheniidae. The record is from RefSeq and is a predicted model, not a curated record. Gene Ontology annotation, biological process: cellular response to insulin stimulus; propionate catabolic process; hepatocyte differentiation. Bases 146 to 1693 code for a protein of 515 amino acids. Gene Ontology annotation, molecular function: GTP binding; phosphoenolpyruvate carboxykinase (GTP) activity; manganese ion binding.